Molecule: messenger RNA, 1209 nt
Organism: Vicia villosa (hairy vetch)
Lineage: Eukaryota; Viridiplantae; Streptophyta; Magnoliopsida; Fabales; Fabaceae
Exons: 1
Coding region: 1-1209 (402 amino acids)
Molecular function (GO): nucleic acid binding; zinc ion binding
Source: RefSeq, a predicted model, not a curated record
AUGGGAACACCUGCCAACAAUAUUACUAUUGAUAAUAACGAUAAAGAUCAUUAUAGUUAUAAACCUCCUAUGUUUGAUGGAGAGAAUUUUGACUAUUGGAAGGAUAAAAUAGAAACAUACUUCAUGGCAUUUGACUUUGAUCUUUGGGAUUUGGUAGCUGAUGGCUAUAAUUGUCCAGUAGAUUCAAAUGGUGUCAAGAUUAUAAGAAGUGCAAUGACUGAUUACCAGAAGAAGGCUUACAAGAAUCACUUUAAAGCCAUGUCAAUCUUAUUAUCUCCUCUUUCUUAUGAUUUGUAUGAGAAGAUCACUAAUAAAGAGACUGCAAAGUCUAUAUUUGAUUCUCUCAAGAUGAAUCAUGAAGGCAACUCUCAAGUUAAGGAGACAAUGGCUCUGACCCUAAUCCAAAAAUAUGAAGCCUUCAAGAUGGAAGAAGAAGAAUUUGUGGAAACGAUGUUUUCAAGAUUUCAGAUUCUUGUGGCAGGGCUUAAGGUUCUGGAAAAAGGUUACUCUAACUCAGAUCAUGUUAAGAAGAUUAUUAGAAGUUUGCCUGCAAAAUGGAGACCAAUGGUAACUGCUUUGAAACUACCAAAGCAUCUGAACAACACUAGUCUUGAGGAACUGAUAAGUUCUUUGAGAAGUCAUGAGAUUAAGCUUCAAGGAGAUGAACCUCAAAAGAAUGGAAAGUAUGUGGCUCUAAGGCCAAAAUCUGAGAAUACAAAGGCGUGUCAAGCAGAAGAAGACUCGGGAGAAAAAGACUCAAGCAAAGACGAAGUGUCUAUGAUAUCCAUAAGAUUGGCUCAACUAUGGAAACAUAGAAAGAGAAAAUUUCAAGCAUCAAGAAGAACAAAGGAUAGAAGUGGAUCAUCUGGUAAAAGAAAAACUUCUAAACAAGAAGUUAUAUGUUAUGAGUGCAAUGAACCUGGACACUACAGAAAUGAUUGUCCAAAGCUUAGGAAAGAAAACAUGCCUAAGAAGAUGCUCAAAGCAAAGAAAGGACUCAUGGAAACAUGGGAUGACUCUGACUCAGAAGAAGAAGAUUCUGAUGAAGAACAAGACAAAGUAGCACUCAUUGCUGAAGCUAGCACAGAUGAAGUCCUAUCAAAGAAUGUUCUGACAAUAGGAAAUGAGUCAGAUUCUGAUAUUCAAAAGGAAGGAUUACUUGAAACAUACGACAAGAGAAAGGCGUAUGUUCCAACAUUUGGAACUUAG